AUGAAAAACUCUGCUACAGUUUUCCUCUCCUUGUCCCUUCUUCUUCUUCUUCAAACUUUCAACGGAGUUAAAGCCGGUUUCCUCUGCGUCGGAGACCGCUUCCUCAGCAACAGUAGCUACCGCGAAAACCGCGACACUCUCUUCUCCUCUCUUUCUUCCAAAGUCUUCACAAACCGUGGAUUUUACAACGCUUCACUCGGUAGAGCUCACGCUCUUGCCCUCUGCAGAAGAGGCUUCGAGCGGCAAGCUUGUAUAAACUGUAUCGAAAAGGCCAUUCGAGAGAUAAAAAGAAGCUGUCCUGAUCAAGUUGAGUCGUUCAAUUGGGACGGUGACGAUGCAGACCAGGUAUCUUGUCUUGUACGUACCACGGAUCGCCCAACUUUUCGGAUACUCGAUCUUGACCCACUUACGAACGACCCCAAUCCCGUUGAUCUCGAUUCAUCAACCAAGAACAUUACCCUUUUCCGCCAAGAAUGGGAAACAACGGUUAACCGGACACUCGAGGCUGCAACCGCUGAGAAUCCGGCAUCGGUUCUCAAGUAUUUCGGAGCUGUGAACGCAGAGUUUAUGGAGUUUCCGAAUGUCUACAUGAUGAUGCAAUGCACACCGGACAUAACUUCAGGGGAGUGCAAGGAAUGUUUGGGAGAGUGCGUUAAGUAUUUUAGAGAUUUUUCUUGGGGGAAAAAUGGAGGUUCGGUAUGUCGGCCGAGCUGCGUUUUCCGGUGGGAUCUUUUCCGUUUUUACGGAGCUUUCGCUAACACAACAAGAAUCCCUGGGCCUCCUCGACCUUUUCUACGUCAAACACAAGCAAACUCUGCUAGUGGCAUGAAAGGAAGAAUUAUUGCCAUAGUUGUGAUUCCUACAGUCAUUAACUUUAUUGUGCUUAUUGGUUUGAUCAGAGCUUAUGGUCAUAUGAGGAAACCGAAAAACGAAACAAGUGAAUGUGUAGAAGAGGAUUGUAUAUCUGAUGGUCAGUUUAUGCUACGGUUCGAUCUUGGAAUGAUUCUGACUGCAACCAGUGACUUCUCUCCUGAAAAUAAGCUUGGCCAAGGUGGAUUUGGAACUGUCUACAAGGGGAUGUUACCUAGUGGGCAAGAAAUAGCAGUAAAGAGAUUAAAAAGCGGUUCAGGGCAAGGAGAUAUGGAGUUCAAGAACGAGGUCUUACUCUUGACAAGACUCCAACAUAGGAACCUUGUUAAGCUUCUUGGUUUCUGUAAUGAAGGGGAUGAAGGGAUUCUUGUCUAUGAGCAUGUCCCUAAUUCAAGCCUUGACCAUUUCAUAUUCGAUGAAAAGAGGCGUUUGCUACUAACGUGGAAUGUAAGGUACCGAAUCAUAGAAGGCAUUGCGCGAGGUCUUGUUUAUCUACACGAAGAUUCUCAGCUGAGGAUUAUUCACAGAGACUUGAAGGCCAGCAAUGUUCUCUUAGAUGCUGAUAUGAACCCUAAAGUUUCAGACUUUGGGAUGGCAAGGUUAUUUAACAUGGACCAAACUCGUGGAGUAACAAGGAGACGCGUUGGAACCUAUGGCUAUAUGGCUCCUGAAUACAUUAGGAACGGAAGGAUUUCCGUCAAAACAGACGUUUACAGUUUCGGGGUUGUGCUUUUGGAGAUAAUAACCGGUAAAAGUAACCAGGACUACGUCGAAGUCGAAGCCAUGGGGCUCCCUACACAUGCAUGGAAGUGUUGGGUUGCGGGUGAAGCUGCGAGUAUCAUCGAUCCUGUCUUGAGUAGGAGCCAAACAAACGAAAUCAUGAGGUUCAUUCACAUUGGUUUGUUGUGUGUUCAAGGGAAUGUUGCAAAGAGACCGACCAUGGGUUUGGUUAUUCAAUGGCUUGGGAGUGACACUAUCUCGAUUCCUUUACCUACAACUGCUGGUUUCACCUUAGAUGCAACGAAUCAAGCCAAAGGUGAAGCUUCAUUAAACAAGUUAUCCGUCACCGAGUUAAGUGGUCGUUGA
Messenger RNA from Microthlaspi erraticum, 1956 nucleotides. The record is from the annotation of a GenBank genome assembly. Lineage: Eukaryota; Viridiplantae; Streptophyta; Magnoliopsida; Brassicales; Brassicaceae.